AUGAAGCGUCAUAUCAAACAGCAGGCCAGCUACACCCUGCCGCACGAGUUGGACAAGUCCCCCUUUGGUGUGGUGGCCACCCACAUUACCAAUACCUUACGCAAGCUCAAAGGCGACAACACGGAACCGAGAAGUUGGCGCUCAAUCGUGGCGGAUGUCGAGAUCAAGGGCAAGGAGAUCAAGAUGAGGCGAAAAAUCCGCCAGCACGACAUUGUCCUCUCCCCAAUCGUCAAUACAAAUUUGAUUCUGAAUCCCGCAGCCGCUUCUCAACCCAUCAUUCUAUCACCGGUGCUCUUCUCAUCCCUCAUCCUGUCCCCGGGAAUCUUCGGACCCAUCGUCCUCUCCCCAUGGCUUUUCGUGGCCGGAAUUUUGUCGCCUAGGGUGUUCUCGCCGGUCAUCCUGACCCCGUUCGGCUUUGUGCCCAUCAUCCUGACGCCAUUCGUGUUCGAUCCGAUCAUUCUUGGGCCCGGGAUGUUCAACCCGAUCGUGUUGUCACCCCUUCUUGGAUCACCAUUUAUUCUAUCACCACAGGUCUGCACCCCGGUCAUCCUGUCGCCAAUUCUCCUCUCCCCAUUCAUCCUCACCCCCAACUGCAAAUUCACAUUA
This is a messenger RNA of Mesorhabditis spiculigera, 606 nucleotides long. Lineage: Eukaryota; Metazoa; Nematoda; Chromadorea; Rhabditida; Rhabditidae. The record is from the annotation of a GenBank genome assembly.